This is a messenger RNA of Aphidius gifuensis, 2714 nucleotides long. It is a transcript of the gene CalpC, whose product is annotated as calpain-C. The transcript has 15 exons. Bases 415 to 2478 code for a protein of 687 amino acids. The record is from RefSeq and is a predicted model, not a curated record. Gene Ontology annotation, molecular function: calcium-dependent cysteine-type endopeptidase activity; calcium ion binding. Lineage: Eukaryota; Metazoa; Arthropoda; Insecta; Hymenoptera; Braconidae. Gene Ontology annotation, cellular component: cytoplasm. Gene Ontology annotation, biological process: proteolysis.
AGUACUCGAUUGUAGACUCGCCAAUCAAGUCACUGUUUAAAGUCUUUGUUUAAAAAAAAAAAUACAAAUUAUUAUUCAACUAAUAAAACGUCAUAAUUAAAAUACAUAAAGUAAAUUAUAUUUUACUAUUGCCAAGUGUCUGGAUAUAACAUCUCAAUAUGAUAAUACUUAAAAAGUGAUUACUCGUGAAACAAAAUUAUUACUGUGAAAUAUUAUAUUUAAAUAUUAAAUCGAAAACUGUGUUAUAUCAGUGUUAAUAAUUUUUUACAAGUGAAGAUUGAUACAAAUUAUCAAAGUGGGUUAUUUUACAAUAUUUGGGUCCAUUGGGCCCAAAAAUAAAUAAAGGAUUUAACAAUCGAAAUUUUCAUUUUCGAAAAAAAUUAAAAAUAUAAUAAAUUUAUAAUUGUUUUUAAAAUGGUAAACGACGUAAUGAGUGAGUACGAACGAAUAAAACGUUCGUGCUUAAAACGUGGUGAAUUGUGGGAAGAUCCAGAAUUUCCGGCAACACAAGCAUCAGUUUUUUAUCAUCAAACACCACCCUUUCAAUUUCAAUGGAAACGACCAAAAGAACUUUGUAAUCGACCUAUUUUUGUCAGCGACACACCAACACAAUUUGAUGUAAUACCUGGAAAAAUGGGUGAUAAAUGGCUUGUAUCUUGUUUGGGUGUACUUCAUUUGAGCAAAGGAUUAUUUUAUCGUGUUGUACCAGCUGAUCAGGGUUUUGGAUCAACUGGUGAAUCAUCUGAAAUACCAACAAAUGAUUAUACUGGUGUAUUUCGUUUUCGUCUUUGGUGGUGUGGCUCAUGGGUCGAGGUACUUGUUGACGAUCGUCUUCCUGCUGUUCAUGGCAGACUUGCAUUUGUACAAAGUCGUCAUAGUGAUCAAUUUUGGCCUGCUCUACUUGAAAAAGCAUAUGCAAAAUUGCAUGGAUCAUAUGAGGCAUUAAAAUACGGUACAUUGCUUGAUGGUUUGUCUGACUUGACAGGUGGUAUAACCGAGAGUAUUGCAAUACGUCAAGAUCCAACAGCUUGUGGUAGAGCUCUGACAAAAUUACUUGACAUGACCUCACUCAUUACCUGUACUGUCAACAACAAUAAUAACAAUAAUAAUAAUAAUAACACACAUCAACAACAACAACAGCAACAACAACAAAUACGUUCAACAACUGAAAAAUUAGCAAAUGGUAUUCAAAUGGGAAUAAAUUAUCGUCUCUAUGCAAUUGAAAGGGUGGAAACAUUCAGUGGUGAGGCUGUACAGUUGGUUAAAUUGAGAAAUCCAUUGGGACCAGGUGGUGAAUAUAUUGGAGCAUGGGCAAGAGGUAGUCUUGAAUGGGAUGAAGUACCAGUUAUCGAAAGAGACAGAUUAGCUGUUAGAAAUAUGGCAGAAGGAGAAUUUUGGAUAUCAUACUCGGAUUUUAUAAAAACAUUUACACAUUUAGAAGUUGUUCAUCUUGAUGCUGAGACUUCGAGAGAUGAGCCUUCAUUACACAGUAAACAUACAUGGCAAAUGAAAUUGUAUCAGGGCAGUUGGAGACGAGGUGUUACUGCUGGUGGAUGUAGAAAUAAUCAAGAUACUUUUCAUAUUAAUCCACAGCUUCACUUGAUACUGAGUGAUAUGGAAGAAAUAAUUGUGUCUUUAAAUCAGCACUCAAUAAUGGAACCAAAAGUCAUUGGAUUUACAGCAUAUACAUUGCCAAAAAAUAAUACUGAAACAAUUGAUCGUCAAUUUUUUAAGAAAAAUAAAUCACUUGUUAAUUCACAAUAUACAAAUAGUCGACAAGUAAGUCAUAGAUGUUUAUUAGAACAAGGUGGUUAUCUUUUAAUUCCAACGACAUUUGAACCUGGGCAAGAAACAAAUUUUACACUUCGUGUUUACAGUAGUAAACCUCUUAAAUUAAAAUUAUUGGAUACACCACCAACGUUAGUUAAAUCUGCAAUAAUAAAAGCACCAGCAUUAGAAGGAAAAGGUUUUUCUCAAUAUGAAGCUGUUUUUCUUCAACUUGCUGAUGAACAUAAGACAGUUAAUGCAUUUGAACUUCAAGAAUUACUUGAAGCUUGUCUUCCAAAUGAUUAUAUUAAAAGCUGUGCUUCUAUGGAAGCUUGUCGUCAAGUAGUUCUCACAAUGGAUAGUUCUGGUAAUGGGAGGCUUGAGUUUAAUGACUUCAAGGAUCUCAUGUGCAGCCUCAAGUACUGGCAAGCAGCCUUUAAAAAUCAUACAAAAGAAAGGACUGGUAUUCUCAAGGCUGAAAGAUUACGCGAUGCUUUACUUGAAGUUGGUUUUCAGCUGAAUACAGAAGUUUUGGCUGUUUUAAUAUUGAGAUACAUGAGAAAAGAUGGUACACUUAGAUUUGGUGAUUUUGUCUCUGCAAUAUUACAUCUUAGUGAUGCUUUUGCUAUUUUUGAGGGCAAGGAUCCACUGCAAAAUGGUAGCAUAAAAUUAACAUUGUCAGAGUGGCUACGAUCAGCUUUGAUGUGUUGAUUUAUAUUCAUCUAUAAAUUGUAAAUAGUUUUUAAUUAUUAUCAAAAAGAAAUAUCUAUAAAAAAAAUUAUGAAAGCCAUAUUGAAUAAUCAACAAUCUUUUCUUUAUCUUUUAUUGUAUAAUUUAAAAGUGAUUGUUUUUCUUUUUUUUUCUUUCAACUUGUUGAUUAAUUUUUUAUUUCUAUCAUUAAUUUUUAAAUUAUUGUAAAAAGUAUAAUAAAGUUUAAUAAAGUAUAA